Raphanus sativus (radish) is the source of this 1466-nucleotide messenger RNA. RefSeq names its product putative F-box/LRR-repeat protein At3g28410. The transcript has 3 exons. Bases 102 to 1466 code for a protein of 454 amino acids. Gene Ontology annotation, molecular function: protein binding. The record is from RefSeq and is a predicted model, not a curated record. NCBI's taxonomy places the organism in Eukaryota, Viridiplantae, Streptophyta, Magnoliopsida, Brassicales, Brassicaceae.
AGAGUAGAAUCGUCAUUGAUUAAUAUGGAAAACUUAGAAAACCAAAAUUAUGUUAAUGGAUUAGAAACCUAGAUAGAAAACAGAGAGUGCCCUGAUACACAAUGGCGGAUAGCGGAGAAAGAAACCGUAGCCAAAGAAAACUGAAACAAGAGACUUCAUCAACAGGGGACAGUGGAGACUUCAUCAGCUCUAUGCCAGAUGAGAUACUCCACCAUAUUAUCUCAUUUAAUCCUACCAAACUCGCAGUUAAAACUUCCGUGUUGUCCAAACGAUGGAGGCAUGUAUGGUGCGAGACACCUUGUCUUUCCUUUGGCGUGGAAGCUACGGUUCGAGGGAUAAACCAAACCCUAAUAUCCUACAGGGCUCUGAAACUCUUAAGUUUUUUUCUUGCUAACGCCUAUUAUGUCACUUCACGCGAGAUUAAUAGCUGGAUCGAGUUCGCAAUGUCUCGCAGCGUGCAUAAACUGCAUGUGUCCUUCCAUAAUUAUACUUGUCCAGAUUUCUUCUUUCUUAGUUCCUCCUUGGAGAAACUCUACGUUAGAUCUGCUUUGAUUCCCAGAUGCACAACAGUGUCUUGGAAAUCCCUAAGAAACUUGAAACUGAGUUCAUGCAAUGUUGAAUCCAGUGAUAAUAUUCUCUCUGGCUGUCCAAUUCUUGAAACCUUGGAAUUGAUUUACUGUCUUGGUUUACCUCAGCGUCUUGAUCUGAGUAAAUCACUGAGCCUGAGGAGAUUGGAGAUUAAGUGGAGUUUCAAAAGUUCAUAUCCAGUUGAGAUUUUAGCGCCGCAUAUCCAUUAUUUGAAAUUGACAAUGUAUGAGGAACCAUGUACUUUAGUUGAUGUCUCCUCUGUGACCGAAGCUAGCCUUGAAAUUUGCAUCAGCUAUAAUUUUUUCUCGGUGGCUGAUUUUGUUCAAAUCAUGGUGCUAAAGAUGCUAGAAAAGUUGCAAAACGUAGAGAGGCUUACUUUUGGGAGAACCCUUCUUCAGAUGCUAUCUCUCGCCGAGCUCCGUGGUCUUACUUUCCCAAUGCUUAAGGUCCACACUUUGAUUGUUGAAACAAUGGUUGUUCGAACUGCUAUUCCCCCCGGUAUAACAAGGUUACUACAAAAUUCACCUGUACUGAAGAAGCUAAUAGCACAAGCAACGUGCAGCGGCUCCAUAAAAGAUCAAGAUCUUGACAACUAUUUGAGUCAACGAGGUUUGAAUCCCGAUAAAUGCUGGAGAUCAGAAUAUAUUCAGAAUGCAGCAUCCAAACUCUUCGCUUCCUUCAUGGAAUUGGUACUGAGAAACUCAAAGACACUAGAGACGAUGGUUGUACAAUUUCGAUCUCGAUAUACUCAUCCCCUUGCUUUAGAAUGUUUCGCACAACUGCUUCAGAUGCCUCCAACACUUCCUCACAACAAUAAUGUAUCUAUUGUGCUCAACCCAAAUAAUUACUCAUUAAUUGCAUCAGUGUCUUUGAUUUGA